Messenger RNA from Phascolarctos cinereus (koala), 10326 nucleotides. RefSeq names its product neurofascin (gene NFASC). Gene Ontology annotation, cellular component: plasma membrane; axon. Gene Ontology annotation, biological process: brain development; cell-cell adhesion; axon guidance. Gene Ontology annotation, molecular function: cell-cell adhesion mediator activity. Lineage: Eukaryota; Metazoa; Chordata; Mammalia; Diprotodontia; Phascolarctidae. The record is from RefSeq and is a predicted model, not a curated record.
GUCAGGCCCCGGGGACGCGCACGGGCUGGUCUCUGCCCUAAUGCGGCUGGCGGCGAGAGGCGCUGCAGGCGUAGAAGGGGACAAGUGGUGGCCCCGGCAACCGAGGACCCUGACUGCUCCUGGACCUGCACUGGAGCCGGAGUUUCAAGCCCUGGGGGGAGAGAGAGUGAGCAGUAGCAGUCAGAAGGCAGGAGGAGCCCAGGAGAGAGAAUCUAGGAAGGAGCAGAUAAAACCCGCAAAGAGGUCACUUGACUUAUGUGCAGUUUGGGAAAGUGGAGUUUUCCAUCCCUCUGCUGGCCAGGACAGUGCCUCCAAUACCGUUUCGAAAAGGAGGGUGAAUGAAAAAGAGAAGCUGAUCUCUUGCCAGACAGUCCAGCUCAAGCAACAGCAGGAGACGGCGAGGCCUGGAGGAAAGGGGAGCUGGGAUCGGGGCCCAGCACCCAGGAUGGCUCUGUGGCCACUUCUGUGGAUCCAUGCGACCUUCAUCCUCUGGUUCUUCAACCUCGUGGGGGCCAUUGAGGUGCCUCUGGACCCAAACAUUCAAAAUGAGCUAUCUCAGCCCCCAACUAUCACCAAGCAGUCAGUGAAAAAUUACAUCGUGGACCCUCGAGACAACAUCCUCAUUGAGUGUGAAGCUAAGGGGAACCCUACCCCCAGUUUCCAGUGGACACGAAAUAGCCGAUUCUUCAACGUAGCCAAGGAUCCCCGGGUGUCAAUGUUUCGCCGGUCAGGGACACUGGUGAUUGACUUCCGCAGUGGUGGGCGACCUGAAGAGUAUGAGGGAGAAUACCAGUGCUUUGCCCGCAACAAAUUUGGGACGGCCCUCUCUAACAGGAUCUUCCUGCAGGUGUCAAAGUCACCCCUGUGGCCCAAGGAAAACCUGGAUCCUGUAGUGGUUCAAGAGGGAGCACCCCUGACCCUCCAGUGCAACCCCCCUCCUGGGCUGCCAUCUCCUGUCAUCUUCUGGAUGAGUAGCUCUAUGGAGCCUAUUAACCAGGACAAGCGUGUCUCCCAAGGCCAGAAUGGAGAUCUGUACUUCUCUAACGUGAUGCUGCAGGAUGCCAAGACCGACUACAGCUGUAAUGCCCGCUUCCACUUUACUCACACCAUCCAGCAGAAAAACCCAUUCACGCUCAAGGUUCUCACCACCCGAGGAGUUGCAGAAAGGACGCCCAGCUUCAUGUAUCCUCUGGGCACGUCGAGCAGCCAGAUGGUGUUGAGGGGCAUGGACUUGCUGCUGGAGUGCAUCGCCUCAGGGGUGCCUGCGCCAGACAUCGCAUGGUACAAGAAAGGUGGGGACCUCCCAGCUGGCAAGGUCAAAUUUGAAAACUUUAAUAAGGCCCUGCGUAUCACCAAUGUCUCCGAGGAAGACUCUGGGGAAUAUUUCUGUCUGGCCUCCAACAAGAUGGGCAGCAUUCGGCACACGAUCUCGGUGAGAGUAAAGGCCGCUCCCUAUUGGCUAGAUGAACCCAAGAACCUUAUCCUGGCCCCAGGUGAAGACGGGAGGCUGGUGUGUCGGGCCAAUGGAAACCCUAAGCCCACUAUCCAAUGGCUGGUGAAUGGAGAUCCUUUGGAAGUGGCACCUCCCAACCCAAGCCGUGAGGUAGCUGGAGAUACCAUCAUAUUCCGGGACACUCAGAUUGGCAGCAGCGCAGUGUAUCAAUGUAAUGCAUCCAACGAUCACGGUUACCUUCUAGCCAAUGCCUUUGUCAGCGUUCUGGAUGUGCCCCCUCGGAUGUUGUCACCUCGGAACCAACUCAUCAAGGUGAUCCAUUACAACCGGACUCGGCUGGACUGUCCUUUCUUUGGGUCCCCAAUCCCUACCCUCCGAUGGUUUAAGAAUGGGCAGGGGAGCAACCUGGAUGGUGGCAACUACCAAGUCCAUGAGAAUGGCAGCUUGGAAAUGGCCAUGGCCCGAAAAGAAGACCAGGGCAUCUAUACUUGUGUGGCCACCAACAUCCUGGGCAAAGCAGAGAACCAAGUCCGCCUGGAGGUCAAAGACCCCACCCGGAUAAUUCGGGUGCCUGAGGACCAGGUGGUCAAGAGAGGUUCAAACGUCGUGUUGGAGUGUCGAGUGAAGCAUGACCCCACCCUGAAGCUUACAGUCAACUGGCUGAAGGAUGAUGAGCCGCUCUACAUUGGAAACAGGAUGAAAAAGGAAGAGGACACCCUCACCAUCUUUGGUGUGGCUGACCGGGACCAAGGAAGCUACACUUGUAUGGCCAGCACUGAGCUUGACCGAGACAUAGCCAAGGCCUAUCUCACUGUGCUAGCUCAGGCUGUUCCGAUUAACCGUAUGGCUCCCCUUCCCAAAGAGCGACCAGAUCCUCCUCGAGAUCUAGAGCUGACUGACCUGGAGGAGAGGAGUGUGAGACUGACCUGGAUCCCUGGGGAUGACAACAACAGCCCCAUCACAGAGUACAUCGUCCAGUUUGAAGAGGACCAGUUCCAACCCGGUGUCUGGCACAGCCAUUCCAAACACUCAGGCAGCGUCAAUUCAGCAGUCCUCCAGUUGUCCCCCUAUGUCAACUACCAGUUCCGGGUCAUUGCCGUCAAUGAUGUUGGAAGCAGUCAUCCUAGCCAACCAUCUGAGCGCUACAGGACCAGUGGUGCACCCCCAGAGUCCAAUCCAGGUGAUGUAAAGGGAGCGGGGUCCAGAAAGAACAACAUGGAAAUCACAUGGACGCCCAUGAAUGCCACAUCUGCAUUCGGACCCAACCUCCGCUAUAUUGUAAAAUGGCGGCGACGGGAAGGAAGGGAGAGCUGGAACAAUGCCACGGUGUGGGGCUCCCGUUACACCGUGGUGCAGACCCCCGUCUACGUGCCUUAUGAGAUCCGAGUGCAGGCAGAGAAUGAUUUUGGGAAGGGACCCGAGCCAGACACCAUCAUUGGCUACUCUGGGGAAGAUUAUCCCAGGGCUGCACCCACUGAUGUAAAAGUUCGAGUCCUGAACAGCACAGCCAUCGGCCUUCAGUGGAACCGAGUCUACCCGGACACGGUCCAGGGUCAGCUUAGAGAGUAUCGAGCUUAUUUCUGGAGGGAGAGCAGCUUGCUGAAGGGCCUGUGGGUGUCUCAAAAGAGACAGUUUGCCAGUUUCUCCAGCGAUCGAACCCGGGGUGUAGUGUCAAGCCUGUUUCCCUACAGCAACUACAAACUGGAAAUGGUUGUGGUCAAUGGGAGAGGUGAUGGGCCUCGCAGUGAAGUCAAGGAAUUCACCACCCCAGAAGGAGUACCCAGUGCCCCCAGACGUUUCCGAGUCCGGCAGCCCAACCUGGAGACAAUCAACCUGGAAUGGGAUCACCCAGAAGAACACCCCAAUGGGAUCCUGACAGGAUACAAUCUUAGAUACCUUGCCUUUAAUGGAACCAAGACAGGGAAGGCUGUGGUUGAGACCUUCUCUCCCAAUCAGACUAAGUUCUCAAUACAGAGAGCUGACCCUAUAUCCCGAUACCGCUUCUCACUCAGUGCCAGGACCCAAGUGGGUCCUGGGGAAGUGGUCACAGAGGAGUCGCCAGCUCCCCCGAAUGAAGCUACUCCAACCCCAGCUCCUACCAUGUUGCCUCCAACUGCAGUCAGUGAGACAAGUGCCAUGAGCGGUACUGCUGUUACUGCCGUAGCUACCACCGCCGCUGCCACAACUGUCCCCACUGCUGCACCUACCACUACUACCACCACUGCUGCCACCACCACCACCACCACAACCGUCGCUCCAACUGCUUCUACUACCACUACCGCCGCCACCACUACCACGGAGAGCCCUCCAACCACCGUGACUAAGAUACAGGACACUGCCCCCUAUGGACAGUCCAUAUGGAACUUCACGGUGAAGGCCAACAGUAAAUCGGCCAAUCUCACAUGGGACCACAAUCUCGAGCCAGGAACUGACUUUGUGAUUGAGUAUUCAUACAGCAACCAGUCAGAAAAAAUUCACUCUAAGGCCCAGUCUUUCUCGGUGACCAACCUCAAUCCCGGGAUUUACUACUCGUUCCGGGUUUAUUCCCAAAACAGGCCUGCUAUCACCAGUUCCCUCAUCACUGUUCAGACCGCUGAUUCAGCUUCCACCAAGAACCAAGUGGACAUCGCCACCCAAGGAUGGUUCAUUGGGCUCAUGUGUGCGAUUGCUUUGCUGGUGCUGAUCCUACUCAUCGUCUGCUUCAUCAAAAGGAGUAGAGGAGGGAAAUAUCCAGUUCGAGAAAAAAAGGAUGUUCCCCUUGACCCUGAAGACCAGAAGGAAGAGGAUGGUUCCUUUGAUUACAGUGAUGAGGACAACAAGCCCCUACAAGGAAGCCAGACAUCCUUGGAUGGCACCAUCAAGCAGCAGGAGAGUGAUGACAGCCUGGUGGACUAUGGCGAGGGGGGAGAAGGACAGUUUAAUGAGGAUGGAUCUUUCAUUGGCCAAUACACAGUCAAAAAGGACAAGGAAGAGACAGAAGGGAAUGAAAGCUCAGAGGCCACAUCGCCUGUCAAUGCCAUCUACUCCCUGGCAUAGCUUGGCCCAUACAGACACAGCCACUGUAGUCAAUGGGGGGAGGGGAGGUGGGAAGGAAAAAACCCACUGCGGACUGACUACUAAAUCACCACCACCCAAAGGGAUGAGGGCAAUCAGAGACACCAGUGUCAGGGGAUCAGCUGAGCCACUUGUAUCUGUGACAGCCCAGCCAACAGCAAAGCCUCUCCCCUUCCUCUCCCUUCCCUCCCUCUCACCCCUGCCCCCCGGGUGCCAACAGGGUGAUCGCAGAGCUGGAGACCAGACCUGAGCUGAGCCAGAAGGGAACAGGUUCCUGAGGCUCAGUCAAAUACCCACCGUGAGCUUUCAGAACCAGACCAUCCCUGUCCCCUCCACCUUGCCCCCAAUACUCACACAAGUUACUUGGCAACAUUUCACCCUUUAGUUUCCUUCUAAGAAGUUAUGGUACCUCUCCCCUUCACACACCUGCACCUCCCCCCUUUUCACUUUUGUUCUCUUCAAAAAAAAAGGUUUCCACUUUUGUUUUUCUUUUGGAGAUAAAUCCCAGGAAGAGAAUGGAGGGAUAGCCCCUCCCCAGAGAGCAGCAAGAGACUGGCAAAAGGAUCAAUCAGCAAUAGGACAGAGAAUCUCUAGUAUUCAAACACUUCUGGGCCCCCUCAGUUCCAAAGGAUGCCUUUCCAGCCAUGUGCACGCAGCCCCCUUGCCACCUCGACUUUGGCCUUUGUCCACACUGACCUGGGCCUGGCUUCUUUCUGCAAAACAACAGUAUUUUUUUUGACAGAGGGAGGGUAAACAGCCUCUCUCUGGCUCAUGCUGAGAGCUGCACAUACAUCUUGCUACCACUCCCUUAUUUACGAUGUGGGGAUGUGACUCCCCGGCCUCCUCAAAAUAUAUGGAGUUAUUUUUAUCCUGAUGAAGAGGAUUUGGACUGUAGGGACAAGAAAGUGAUGCUUGAAUGAAAAGGUCUUUGACUCCCGCGACCCAGUCUGGGUACCUGAUGAAGGUAGAAGUGUUUGGGCCUAGAGAAGGAACAAAAGAAAGCAGCUUCUGGAUUUGGGCUUUCCUCCUCUCUCCCUCAUAAAACUCCAAAUUUGACAGUGGGUUAGGAGAAGAACAACACCCAAGAUGUCCGAGUCAACCCCUGACCUGGUAGUAGAUGAGAAAGAGUCCAGCAUGGCAACCCUGGAGGAGACCAGACCUUAUCCCAGGCAGAACAACCUACAUAAGCGUUGCCCGUUUGAGAGGUGUGAGAUGGCUCUCCCUCGUUUGCUAUCCAAUGCACUGGAUAUCAUCUUCACGCUCCCCAUUCAGGAGUGUAUCAAGACUCAUACUUUACAUGUCAUGUGAACAGUGGUCACUGGUGGGUUCCUGAAAGGCCUCAGCCACAAGUCUAUCCCCCCCCCAUACACACCCCAGACCAAACUGGUGUUACCCUUCUGUUGGGGUAUUUACAUAUCAGAAGAACCUAAGGUAACAAUACUAACAGCACUCUACCACCUCUGCCCAGAUAGGAAUCCCUCUCAUUGCAAUGUUCUCCCUAUGCCUUACCCAGCUCCCAGCUAUCCUUGGAGUUCUGGGGUUUCCCAGUCCCUCGCUGCAAGCCCCAGUGCCCCUGAGGCAUCAGACUUAUGGAUAAUCUGGCCACCUAUGCAGUGCUUCACAGCAGAAGAAGAAAUGACCACUCAGCGCCAAGCCUGGACCUGUGGUGAGAGGAAUCAUUUUCCCACCAGCAGUGAAGGGGACGGUGCUGCCUUCCUGGUUCCCACCAAGCGAGCGCAUUUCUUAAAAACCAAAGUUACCUGGCCUGUGUGCGAGAGAGGGUGGGUGUUCCAUAGCUGUAGCACCUCUCCAGAGGAUGUUGCUAUUUCGCCUGUCAUGGAUCAAGUACCAUACUAAAGCUUGAACCAGCCACUGGUUGGUAAAAGAGCCUUGGGGGUGCCAAGGCUGAGCCCUCCAGACCCGUUGUUUCUCAGUGGCAUUUGCCACAUCUCCGAGACCCAAAGGUAUUAACAGCAAAACUACUUUGUGUGAUGUGAAAAUCAUUCAGAUGAAGCUUAAACUGUCCUGUGCAACAGGACAGGUAGGGAAACAUGCUGGAGAGCUAGGCUGGGUGCAUUAUUCAAACUUGAGAGCAAUCAGAUGCCCCAUGGACUGGACUGGUAUAACACCAGGCCUAUUUCCAUAGGAAGAUGCUCUCCAGUGUUGAAACAGGGCCGGGUAAAAGGCUAGGGGGGAGCAAGUUCAGGACCUCCUUUGCUCCUAUAUAGAGGCAACAGGCCAUUCUGUUGGAGGCAUGGGGGACCCCAAAGGGAAGGAUGUCUUCCUCCAGAGAUUCCCCAUGAGACUAUUUAUGAGCCUUUCCAGCAAGGACCUUAAGGGAGCAAAAGACCAAAGCCUUCUUUGGUCCCUUGUUCUGGUGUUCUGACAACCUUGAUUUUCCUGACUGUGGAGGCAGUAAAGGUGCUGCCCCUCUCCAAAUCAUUUGUGAGAUACCUGUUCAAGGUUGGGGAUUCAGCCUGCUGCUGGGGAAGCAAGUGUUCUCUCCAUACCCAGCUGACUGACCCGUGCUUCAUGUGCUCCAUCAAAUCCAUUAAGCACAUGGGCUCACCAGGGGCAGGGCAGGUCACCUGCAGUGUGGGCAGCUGCCUCGGGGAAGCAGAGCAUCAGGGAUCACCAGGUCAGGUACAACCCCAUGCUGGCAUCAGCCUCAGGUCAGCAGGCAAAUAGUAUUGGCCAGCAUUCACUACUGGGCUGGGUCUCUCAUGCAGUCACCAAAAUACAUAACUAUAGCAGGUGCCAGGAGUUUAGAAGAAAAGAAAACAUAACAAAAAAAAAGCCCAGGUGCUUCAGCCAGCGAGUCUGGCUGGGAUUGGGGGUGGGGGGUGGGGGUGGGAAUGCUGGUCAUCUUGCCAGGGCUUAAGCAGUAUCAACGUCAGGCUUGCUGUUGGGGAAUAAAGCCAAAUUCAGCUGCCCAGAAUGUCUUGUUCCCUCCCCUCCCUAAUUGUCCCAUCAGAAGGCUGUUUAUCCUCACCUUUAGACCACAAGGACUGUGACUUCCUCUGUCUUUGAACAAAGUGGGUAUUGAAUUGUUGACCACAGUCCAUCUUGUGAAAGCUUAAUAGCUCUUUGGCUUCAAGCCCCAGGGAGCAGCCCAGAGAAGACAAGCCGAGCUCCUUGUUAAAACACGCGUGAAGGUGACCAGAAGAGUGGGUGCAGGGGAAUUCCCGGGUUCCCUUCCUAGAGGAAAUGCCUUGCCACCUUGGUUAAGCUGACCCGGCUCCUUGUGCCUCCUCCUUCAACCCAAGAGAUUUCAGAGGUAAUGCAUGGAUAUGGCGGUGGCAAGAGGUACUGAUCUGUUCCUUCUCUAUGUCUCUUAGCCUUACCAUGGAAAACUUUGUGGGUUUUUGGCUAGAGUAUUGUGAGGGGGGAGAAGAGAAAGAAGAAUCUGCUUUCUUGUAUCUCGUGUUUUAAUUGAGAUCAAGCUGAAAGGAGAACCAGGCUUAACUCAUUGCAGGCCUUUGGCCAUCCCAUUCUGUUCAUUCUGUUGAGAUGAAACUGUUACCCCUUUAUAUUCUGGCUGCCAGGGGCAUCUGUUAUACAGUCCACAUGGAGAGAGUAGGGGCCUGAAGAACCAUAGGACCCAAGGAGAGUAGAUCCAUCCAUAUUGUAUGAAUUAUCUCUCGUGGAUCAGAAUCCUUUGCCAAUACCAAGAUUUUUGAGGGACAAGGAGUACAUCUUUGUCCUGGACCUGAAUAUUGAAAUGGCAUCCAGGUUUCCCUUGGGUCACAGACCCAGCCAACAUGUUAGCAAUACUGCUGCAAUAUUAAGUCUCUUUUCUUCCAAUGACCUCUUUUCUUCCAAAAAAAAAAAACACCAAUACAUAGAAAACCUACUAAAGUCAGUUCAUCAGAUUUAGCACUUAGAAGAGAGCUUGGAGAUCAUCUAAUAUGAUGACCUCAUUUUACAGAUGAGCAGACUGAGACCCAGAGAAAUGACUUGCCUAAAUUCUCACUGUGUCUAAUCCGGGAUUUCAGUGACCUGUUAUUCUGACUCCGAUUCCAGAGCUUUUUUUACACUAGACCCUAACAUGAACCUUCUUUAAAUACCUAUACUGGGUGCAGAGCACUCUGCUAGGUGCUGGAGGAGGUAGAGUUUGCAUAAGACACAGGCCCUACCUUCUACAUAGCCCAGUUUAGGAGAAGCGUGCCUUCGAGAGAAGCAAGGGACCAUGGCAAGACUCUACAGGUCAGGAUAUAGAUGUGACAUGCGGGAUGGAUAACUCCAAAAACUUGAAAUGUCAGGAGAGGGGAUGCACAGAAUUCAGCUCCAGGCUGUCUGAGGCAACCCUCACCUUGUUCAAACCAAGGCAUUCAGAAGGGUCGAUUUGUACCCAGAUGCUACAGUGGCCCUCAUAUAAACCCUUUGGUGAAGGGCCCAAGGACUAAUGUGUCCUCUCUUGUUUAAGAGCAGUGUUAUCUGAGAUAGCUUCAGGCAGUAGAGAGGUCCCAGGUGCCCCAGCCAUACCCUAGGACCUGUGCCCUGCUUACAUCACAUCAGUAUUAUGUGGAUAUUCUAUCAGUGAUGGACAUGGAUGAAGGUUGCCAGUUUCACCUGAUUUGAAGAAUCCCUUUAUUCAAGUUGGACCCUGAUGGCCAGAUGUUUCCCUCCUAAAUGGACUUGCCCCUCCUGAGGAUGGAUUGCAGAUAGGAUUCUUCUGGUUCUAGGGAUUUGAUUUUAUUUUCUCAUGACUCAUGGCUAACCCAACCUUGCAUCUGGGAACCCUCCCAGGACAAAAGAAGAGAAUGAAUAAGUCAGUUGACUUAAAAAGAAAAAGAUGAACUGGUCAUUUAGCUGCAGAGGGCACACCAUGGGGUUCAGUCUAGGGUGCCCACUAGCAGGAUGGCAUCUUUUGUUCUGUUACGUAUCCAACCUUCUUAUACAUUAUGCUCCAAGGAUAGGCCUCCAGUCAUCUAUGCUUGUGCCAGCAGAGAGCUGAGGGGCAGUGGGAUGCUCUGCAUUGGGCCACUCCAGCCAGUCAGCACAAGGCAAAAAGACUUCGGUUAAGCAAUAAACACAAAAAUCUGGGAAAAGAAAUUCAGAGUUUUGUGUACUAUCAACCCUUUUCACAAAUGAAUACACACACACACACACAAAAGUGGAUGAACCUGUCCCUAUGUCUUUUUCUGCUCCCAGAAAGAGAUGUCCUCAGUCAGUGUUGUCCCUCUGCCCAGCUACCCAGCUCUUUGCCAACUUCUCCAUGAGCUCCUCUUGUUUGGAGGACCAGUCACCUAUCACGGGGCGUGCUAUAGUCUGCCCUGGUCCCUGCAGCCCUCGCUGCUCACUCUUUCUGUCCAUGGUGUCCCCUUUCCCUUGUCCUUCUCUCCCCUAUCCCCCAUUGAAGCCUAUUGGGCUUCUCUUUCUCCCCACCCCUUUACACUGCAAAUUCUCAUUGGUUCUUUGCUAGGGGAGAAGUUUUCCCCAUUUUUCUCCUUCAGUCUCCCACUCUCUCCCAUCUGUCUGCUCUUGUUUUCAUUCAUUAAAUAUUUAACUUUCCAUGGCAGACCUCAUUUUAACGCCUUCAUAUACACAUUUCCCACCCCUCUUUUUCUGAGUUAUUUUGCAUUAACCAACUUUGUCAGCAGUAGACGAGUAUCAGAGGCUGUCACAAGUGACCUACAGCAGGGAAGAUUUCUGGGCCAUGGAGAACCGUUUAAUUCAUGGACUUAUAAACUGACUGCAUGAGCAAUGAAAAGGCCAAAUUAUUCAGAUUUUUUUUGGAAUCACUGUAAAAAAAAAACCCGACUGAUUUUUUUUGUAUAGAGAACACUAAACGUAUAAUAAAAAUUGUUCAAAACCAA